Suillus discolor is the source of this 873-nucleotide messenger RNA. RefSeq lists its product as uncharacterized. The record is from RefSeq and is a predicted model, not a curated record. The coding region runs from base 1 to 873 and encodes 290 amino acids. The transcript is spliced from 15 exons. NCBI's taxonomy places the organism in Eukaryota, Fungi, Basidiomycota, Agaricomycetes, Boletales, Suillaceae.
AUGGGCAGCUAUGUGGAUCUCGUAGAACUUCAACACUGGCAAACUGUUGCAUUUGUUGAAGCCGCAUCCACAGCAGCCUUGCUUUUCGACUUCUGCAUUACUUUCGACUCAGAGGUUCGUUUGACAUGGGGGAGAAAGUGGGGGAUCACGAGGAUAGCCUUCGUUAUUUCUCGCUAUAUUCCAAUUGGAACUGUUGCUAUGUACUUAUAUUAUGGCGUCGGGUCGACUCACGGGGAAACUCCAAAUCCUGGGACAUACAUUGUCGUAAUUGGCACCAUGAAUGUUUUGGGCGUUGCUGCUGCUGACGGCAUGCUCGCAGCAAGGGCGCACGCCUUUUGUGGGCGUGAAAAGAGCAUAUUGAUUGCGAUAUCAUUCUUCAGCAUAGUCAUGGUUUCAGCCGCACUAACAAUUCUGUACGUCGCUGCAAGUAAAUGCGGAAAAUCUACGUGUGACGCAUCGGAGGCCAAACAAUUCUUAGGCAUCCUCUAUAUUUUACCCAUGACCUAUCAGCUUGUAUCGAUGGCCUUGACAGUGUACAAACGUUUCAAAUUUUACCGACAGGAAAAUACCCCACUGGUUUCUACUGUAUAUCGGGAUGGCAUGAUUUACAUGCUAUGCAUUGCCCUGGCCUCUAUAGUGAAUUGUGUGGGCGUUAUGAAGCUUCCUCCACCAUAUUCCAAUAUUUUCUAUAGCCCGCAGGUAGUCGUGUACAGUGUUUUUGCCUCACGCAUAAUGUUUAACCUGCGAGCAACAUACGAAUCGCAGGAUAUCACUAUAACCGGGCCAGUCACCUCGAGUGUGGUCAUUGCUCGACCGAUCCAAACAUCUUCAGGUGUGGAUGGUCUAGAGCUGUUGGAUAUUAGAAACGUUUGA